Messenger RNA from Ostrea edulis (European flat oyster), 719 nucleotides. Its product is annotated as perlucin-like protein. Gene Ontology annotation, molecular function: signaling receptor activity. Lineage: Eukaryota; Metazoa; Mollusca; Bivalvia; Ostreida; Ostreidae. Bases 37 to 657 code for a protein of 206 amino acids. The record is from RefSeq and is a predicted model, not a curated record. The transcript has 6 exons.
AACAAACAACAAGAAAACAACAGAGAAACUGACAGCAUGAGAAGUGUGUUACUGUUGGUGUGGAUCAUUGUAUCCAUGUCGGAGCUUGGUAUUGUAAGGUGUGAUAAGACCGCUACUGAACUGUCCAAGAAAAUCACAGACGUUCAUUUCCAACUGUUCAAAUUCAUAGAGAACCAAAACAAAAUGUUGAAGAUGGCUGUGUUUGAGACUGAGUGUACUAGACAAGGAUGUACUUUUAAUGGAUGCCAAUCAGGCGCAAAUGAAAGAAAGAAAAAAGAAUCAUGUAAAAGGGGAUGGAGACGAUUCGGGGAACACUGCUAUGGAAAGUUCAACAUUAAAAUGAACUGGUUUGAUGCUCAGAUGCAUUGUAGAAUGAAUGGCGCCCAUUUAGUAAAUAUUGAGAGUCAGAAAGAAACUGAAUGGUUUAGAAAACGUUUUCCAGAAACGAUAUGGCUAGACAUAACUGACCUUGCUAAAGAUGGGAGAUGGAAAGGGUUUUCGACAGGGAAAAUAUUGAAAUAUUACAACUGGCAAUCGAGGGAACCAAAUGGAGGUGGGCGUGAAAAUUGUGGUGUAAUAAACUUCAAACACCACAAACCUGGAAAAUGGAACGACAUAUCGUGCCAGAAGAAGUUUAUAUUCGUCUGCAAAACGUAAGGUAACCGAUACUACAGGGUGAUGUUACACGAUCAACAAUAAAUAUCAUGGAAUCCGUGUAA